This is a messenger RNA of Trichophyton rubrum CBS 118892, 1953 nucleotides long. RefSeq lists its product as uncharacterized. Gene Ontology annotation, molecular function: GTPase activity; GTP binding; ATP hydrolysis activity. The record is from RefSeq and is a predicted model, not a curated record. Gene Ontology annotation, biological process: SRP-dependent cotranslational protein targeting to membrane. The transcript has 3 exons. Gene Ontology annotation, cellular component: signal recognition particle receptor complex; endoplasmic reticulum membrane. Lineage: Eukaryota; Fungi; Ascomycota; Eurotiomycetes; Onygenales; Arthrodermataceae. Bases 1 to 1953 code for a protein of 650 amino acids.
AUGCUGGACUCUUUUGAGGUCAUAACUACGUCCGGCGUAGUCCUCUGGUCAAAAACAUACGCUCCAGUUGGAACUCACAUCAUCAACGCUCUAAUCAAAGAUGUCUUUAUCGAAGAGAGGACUGGGAUUGACCGCGCUGCUCGAAAGUAUAACAAGGAGCAAUAUACAUUGAGAUGGACGGAGGCAAAGGGAUUCGGACUUAUCUUCGUUGCAGUUUAUCAGUCUCUCCUCCAUCUGACCUGGAUCGACGAGCUACUAGAAAAUAUAAAGACUAUAUUCUUGGGGCUAUACAAGGAGCAGCUCAAAGGGUCACGAUUCAGGGUCGCCAAUUACCCGUUUGACAAAUACUUCGAGCAACAGCUAAGGGAGCUUGACCAGACCACGGAGCUUCCGGCCGAAGACAAACGUCAGCUUGGGGCAGAGAGUAAAAGAGAUGUGCUUACACAGGCGGACACAGGAGGGCCACCACCACCACCUGUCCCGGGGCUUCUUACGGUGCAGCGUCAAGCUGCGCCAGCGGCGGAGGUGCUUAGUGACAGCACUCCGUCUCAAACCCCGGAAACAUCCCGACCCGCCACUCCAAGCUCCCAGGUCAUCACUGCAAAAGCUGGGCCAGGAGGCCGCAUUUCUCGUCGUGCUCGUAAAGCCGCGAACGCCAACUCCAACAAUACUUCUGGCGCUGAGGAUAAGGCAAAGAAGUCAACUAAUGGCAAAUCUGGAGCAAAGAAGAUGAGAAAGUGGGGACCAGAUGGCAUCGCGGACGAGGAAAGCGAUGAAAUACUGGAUUAUUCAGCAAAUGAUACUGGAGCUGGUACCACUGAAGACUUACCAGCGCCCUCAGUUGAUGCCAUCGACAGCGAGUCUUUUGGAAGAAAGACCCAGAGGGGCCAAUUUGUUCUUAAGGAUCUUGGUGAUGAGAUUCAUUCCAUUCUUCAGGAUGCAGACGAGGAGAAGGCCAAAGCCAAUGGAUCCUCUACUAGUGUCGUCAACUCUAGCAUAGGCGCGAUCAGCAGCUUGUUCCGCAACGUGGUUGGUGGGAAAGUGUUGACCGAAGCUGACCUAGUGAAACCCCUGAAAGCAAUGGAAGAUCACCUGUUGAAGAAGAAUGUCGCCUGUGAGGCUGCAGUUCGCCUUUGUGAAGGUGUCCAAAAGGAGCUGGUAGGUAAGAAGACGGCCAGUUUCCAAAGCAUUGACUCUGCUCUUCGCGCAGGAAUGGAAUCAUCACUUCGCAAAAUACUUACUCCCACUACCUCACUUGAUUUACUCCGUGAAAUCGAAGUAGUCACAUCACCCAUGAAUCAGCAACAGCCCAGACGACCCUACGUGAUCUCGGUUGUGGGAGUCAACGGCGUCGGAAAAUCCACAAACCUGAGCAAACUAUGCUUCUUUCUUCUACAGAAUAAAUAUAAAGUCCUGAUCGCAGCCUGCGACACUUUUCGUUCUGGUGCAGUCGAACAGCUUCGUGUUCACGCGCGGAAUCUUAAGGAGCUCAGUGCAAGAGAAAAUGCUGGCCAUGUCGAACUCUAUGAAAAGGGAUAUGGCAAAGACGCGGCUAAUGUCGCUAAGGAUGCUGUCGCCUACGCCGCCUCAAACGACUUUGAGGUCGUUCUAAUUGACACCGCUGGCCGUCGACACAAUGAUCAGCGACUAAUGUCCUCCUUGGAAAAGUUUGCCAAAUUCGCUAACCCUGAUAAGAUUCUCAUGGUUGGAGAAGCUCUGGUUGGUACCGAUAGCGUCAUGCAAGCCCGGAAUUUUAACCAGGCCUUUGGCCCUGGUAGAGGCCUUGAUGGAUUCAUCAUUAGUAAGUGUGAUACCGUAGGAGAUAUGGUUGGCACGCUUGUCAGUAUGGUCCAUGCCACCGGUAUACCUAUUGUCUUUCUUGGUGUUGGACAGCAUUAUGGCGACUUGAGAGGACUCAGUGUUCCUUGGGCCGUUGGACUCCUUAUGAAGUAA